AUGGUACCAGAGGUAUCAUAUCUUAGUACAGUGACAAAGUUUUCAACAUCUGUAGAAAUCUCAACUCCUGAACCAUCAACAACUUCAUUAGUAACUAAAACAUCAAAAUCUGCUGAAAGUAUAGAGACAUCAACAGAACAUUCAUAUUUUACAGAAUCAAUUGGAUCCACUCAAUUGAAACAAACAUCAGGCUCGUUUGACACCUCUCGCUCCUCACUCAGAACAAAUCAAGCUACGGAGGCAUCAACUGUAUGGAAUACAUCACCAACAACAAAAUCCAUUGAAUCUACCCUCAGUAUUUCCAAGGUGACAGAUACAUCAGCCUUACCUGAAUCAUCAAAACUUACUUUUACCAUACAAUCAGCAAUGCAUGAAAUAUCUACGUCUUUACCUUUAGUAACCUCAUCAACAAUAGCAACAUCAGUUGCAGCCCAAGCAACAAAUACGUCUUCCACAACACCUAAAAACUCAACAGAAAAUGUUCAAACAACAUUAGUAGGGUCAAGAGAAAGAACAACACAAACAUUUUCAUCAACAAGCAAAGAACAGCUUUACAAUGCAACCCAAACACAAAACACAUUAACAGUACUACAACCAUCAAAUGCAAACACUAUUGCACAGCCGUCAACAACUGUGGAAGUCUCAACUGCCUAUGGACCUUCGAGACCUCCAUCAGUACCUAAAACUCCACAAUCUACUGAAGGCAAAGAACCAUCAUCAACUCAAACUUUACAUUCUGCAGAAUCCACUGGAUCUUCUCCAUUAUCACAAACAUCAAGUUUAUUUGAUGCUUCUCACACUUCACCCACAGAACAUCAAACUAUGAAGGAAUCAACUGUACUGCAUAUGACACCAACAAAAGAAUCCUUGGAUUCUACUGCCAGUGUUCCCCAAGUAACAGAUAUGUCAACCUUCACAGAAUCAUCGCAUUUCAUCUCUACCAUACAAACAGCAACAUAUAAAACAUCUACAUCUCUACCUUUAGAAAGCUCAUCAACAAGAGAUACAUCAGAGGAUUCCAAAGUAACAGAGGGAACAUCCAUCAAAGCUGAAAACUCAAUUUAUACAUCUGAAACCUCAAUGCUAAAAGAUAUCUCAACAAGCUUAACAGAAAGUGUUCCAAUAACACCAGUACGGUCAACAGAAACGACAAUAACAUUUUCAUCAGCAACUAAAAAACAGCUUUCCACUGCAACUAAAACACAGGAGACAUCAAAAGUACUACAAUCAUCACAGGCAACCACUGUGGCAAAGCCUUCAACAACUGUGGAUGUCUCAACUGCUUCUGGAUCUUCAACAUCUUCAUCAGUAUCUAAAACUCCACAAUCUACUGAAGGCAUAGAAGCAUUAUCAACUCAUUCUUUACAUUCUGCAGAAUCCACUGGAUCUUCUUCAUUAUCACAAACAUCAAGUUCUUUUGAUGCUUCUAACACCUCACCUACAGCAAAUCAAACUACAGAGGCAUCAACUGUAUUGCCCAUAACAUCAACAAAAGAAUCCUUGAAAUCUACCGCCAGUGUUUCCCAAGUGACAGAUACAUCAACCUUAUCAGAAUCAUCGCAUUUAACCUCUACCAUACAAACAUCAACAGAAACACAAAAAACAUCUACAUCUCUACCUUUAGUGAGCUCAUCAACAAGAGAAACAUCAGGGGCUUCCCAAGCAACAGAGGGCACGUCCACCAAAGCUGAAAACUCAAUUUAUACAUCUGAAUCCUCAACGUUAAAAGAUAUCUCAACAAGCUUAACAGAAAGUGUUCCAAUAACAACAGUACGGUCAACAGAAACGACAACAAUAACAUUUUCAUCAGCAACCAAACAACAGCUUUCCACUGCAACUGAAACACAGGAGACAUCAACAGCAGUACAGUCAUCACAGGCAACCACUGUGGCAAAGCCCUCAACAACUGUGGAAGUCUCAACUGCUUCUGGAUCUUCAACAUCUUCAUCAGUAUCUAAAACUCCACAAUCUACUGAAGGCAUAGAAGCAUCAACUCAAAAUUUACAUUCUGCAGAAUCCACGGGAUCUUCUUCAUUAUCACAAACAUCAAAUUCUUUUGAUGCUUCUAACACCUCACCUACAGCAAAUCAAACUAUGGAGGCAUCAACUGUAUUGCAUAUAACAUCAACAAAAGAAUCCGUGAAAUCUACCGCCAGUGUUUCCCAAGUGACAGAUACAUCAACCUUACCAGAAUCAUCGCAUUUAACCUCUACCAUACAAACAUCAACAGAAACACAAAAAACAUCUACAUCUUCACCUUUAGUGAGAACAUCAACAAGAGAAACAUCAGGGGCUUUCCAAGCAACAGAGGGCACGUCCACCAAAGCUGAAAACUCAAUUUAUACAUCUGAAUCCUCAACGUUAAAAGAUAUUUCAACAAGCUUAACAGAAAGUGUUCCAAUAACAACAGUACGGUCAACAGAAACGACAACAAUAACAUUUUCAUCAGCAACCAAACAACAGCUUUCCACUGCAACUGAAACACAGGAGACAUCAACAGCACUACAGUCAUCACAGGCAACCACUGUGGCAAAGCCCUCAACAACUGUGGAAGUCUCAACUGCUUCUGGAUUUUCAACAUCUUCAUCAGUAUCUAAAACUCCACAAUCUACUGAAGGCAUAGAAGCAUCAACUCAAACUUUACAUUCUGCAGAAUCCACUGGAUCUUCUUCAUUAUCACAAACAUCAAAUUCUUUUGAUGCUUCUAACACCUCACCUACAGCAAAUCAAACUACGGAGACAUCAACUGUAUUGCAUAUAACAUCAACAAAAGAAUCCUUGAAAUCUACCGCCAGUGUUUCCCAAGUGACAGAUACAUCAACCUUACCAGAAUCAUCACAUUUAACCUCUACCAUACAAACAUCAACAGAAACACAAAAAAAAUCUACAUCUCCACCUUUAGUGAGCUCAUCAACAAGAGAAACAUCAGGGGCUUCCCAAGCAACAGAGAGCACUUCCACCAAAGCUGAAAACUCAAUUUAUACAUCUAAAUCUUCAAUGUUAAAAGAUAUCUCAACAAGCUUAACAGAAAGUGUUCCAAUAACACCAGUACGGUCAACAGAAACGACAACAAUAACAUUUCCAUCAGCAACCAAACAACAGCUUUCCACUGCAACUGAAACACAGGAGACAUCAACAGCACUACAAUCAUCACAGGCAACCACUGUGGCAAAGCCCUCAACAACUGUUGAAGUCUCAACUGCUUCUGGAUCUUCAACAUCUUCAUCCGUAUUUAAAACUUCACAAUCUACUGAAAGCAUAGAAGCAUCAACUCAAACUUUAAAUUCUGCAGAAUCCACUGGAUCUUCUUCAUUAUCAAAAACAUCAAGUUCUUUUGAUGCUUCUCACACCUCACCUACAGCAAAUCAAACUACGGAGGCAUCAACUGUAUUGCACAUAACAGCAACAAAAGAAUCCUUGAAGUCUACCGCCAGUGUUUCCCAAGUGACAGAUACAUCAACCUUACCAGAAUCAUCGCAUUUAACCUCUACCAUACAAACAUCAACAGAAACACAAAAAACAUCUACAUCUCCACCUUUAGUGAGCUCAUCAACAAGAGAAACAUCAGGGGCUUCCCAAGCAACAGAGGGCACUUCCACCAAAGCUGAAAACUCAAUUCAAACAUCUGAAAGCUCGACGCUAAAAGAUAUCUCAACAAGCUUAACAGAAAGUGUUCCUACAACAGCAGUACGUUCAACAGAAACGACAAUAACAUUUUCAUCAGCAACCAAAAAACUGCUUUCCACUGCAACUGAAACACAGGAGACAUCAACAGUACUACAAUCAUCACAGGCAACCACUGUGGCAAAGCCUUUAACAACUGUGGAAGUCUCAACUGCUUCUGGAUCUUCAACAUCUUCAUCAGUAUCUAAAACUCCACAAUCUACUGAAGGCAUAGAAGCAUCAUCAACUCAAACUUUACAUUCUGCAGAAUCCACUGGAUCUUCUUCAUUAUCACAAACAUCAAGUUCUUUUGAUGCUUCUCACACCUCAUCUACAGCAAAUAAAACUACGGAGGCAUCAACUGUAUUGCACAUAACAGCAACAAAAGAAUCCUUGGAAUCUACCGCCAGUGUUUCCCAAGUGACAGAUACAUCAACCUUACCAGAAUCAUCGCAUUUUACCUCUACCAUACAAACAUCAACAGAAACACAAAAAACAUCUACAUCUCCACCUUUAGUGAGCUCAUCAACAAGAGAAACAUCAGGGGCUUCCCAAGCAACAGAGGGCACGUCCACCAAAGCUGAAAACUCAAUUUAUACAUCUGAAUCCUCAACGUUAAAAGAUAUCUCAACAAGCUUAACAGAAAGUGUUCCAAUAACACCAGUACGGUCAACAGAAACGACAACAAUAACAUUUUCAUCAGCAUCCAAACAACACCUUUCCACUGCAACUGAAACACAGGAGACAUCAACAGCACUACACUCAUCACAGGCAACCACUGUGGCAAAGCCCUCAACAACUGUGGAAGUCUCAACUGCUUCAGGAUCUUCAACAUCUUCAUCAGUAUUUAAAACUAUACAAUCUACUGAAAGCAUAGAAGCAUCAACUCAAACUUUACAUUCUGCAGAAUCCACUGGAUCUUCUUCAUUAUCACAAACAUCAAGUUCUUUUGAUGCUUCUAACACCUCACCUACAGCAAAUCAAACUACGGAGGCAUCAACUGUAUUGCACAUAACAUCAACAAAAGAAUCCUUGAAAUCUACCGCCAGUAUUUCCCAAGUGACAGAUACAUCAAACUUACCAGAAUCAUCGCAUUUAACCUCUACCAUACAAACAUCAACAGAAACACAAAAAACAUCUACAUCUCCACCUUUAGUGAGCUCAUCAACAACAGAAACAUCAGGGGCUUCCCAAGCAACAGAGGGCAUUUCCACCAAAGCUGAAAACUCAAUUCAAACAUCUGAAAGCUCGACGCUAAAAGAUAUCUCAACAAGCUUAACAGAAAGUGUUCCAAUAACAGCAGUACAUUCAACAGAAACGACAAUAACAUUUUCAUCAGCAACCAAAAAACAGCUUUCCACUGCAACUGAAACACAGGAGACAUCAACAGUACUACAAUCAUCACAGGCAACCACUGUCGCAAAGCCUUCAACAACUGUGGAAGUCUCAACUGCUUCUGGAUCUUCAACAUCUUCAUCAGUAUCUAAAACUCCACAAUCUACUGAAGGCAUAGAAGCAUCAUCAACUCAAACUUUACAUUCUGGAGAAUCCACUGGAUCUUCUUCAUUAUCACAAACAUCAAGUUCUUUUGAUGCUUCUCACACCUCAUCUACAACAAAUCGAACAACAGAGGCUUCAACUGUAUUACACACUACAUCCACAAAAGAAUCCUUGGAAUCAACCGCCAGUGUUUCCCAAGUGACUGAUACAUCAACCUUACCAGAAUCAUCGCAUUUAAAUUCUACCAUACAAACAUCAACAGAAACACAUAAAACAUCUACAUCUCCACCUUUAGUGAGCUCAUCAACAAGAGAAACAUCAGGGGCUUCCCAAGCAACAGAGGGCACUUCCAGCAAAGCUGAAAACUCAAUUUAUACAUCUGAAACCUCGACGCUAAAAGAUAUCUCAACAAGCUUAACAGAAAGUGUUCCAAUAACACCAGUACGGUCAACAGAAACAACAACAAUAACAUUUCCAUCAGCAACCAAACAACAGCUUUCCACUGCAACUGAAACACAGGAGACAUCAAAAGCACUACAAUCAUCACAGGCAACCACUGUGGCAAAGCCCUCAACAAAUGUGGAAGUCUCAACUGCUUCUGGAUCUUCAAGAUCUUCAUCAGUAUCUAAAACUCCACAAUCUACUGAAGGCAUAGAAGCAUCAUCAACUCAAACUUUACAUUCUGCAGAAUCCACUGGAUCUUCUUCAUUAUCACAAACAUCAAGUUCUUUUGAUGCUUCUCACACCUCACCUACAGCAAAUCAAACUACGGAGACAUCAACUGUAUUGCACAUAACAGCAACAAAAGAAUCCUUGAAAUCUACCGCCAGUGUUUCCCAAGUGACAGAUACAUCAACCUUACCAGAAUCAUCGCAUUUUACCUCUACCAUACAAACAUCAACAGAAACACAUAAAACAUCUACAUCUCCACCUUUAGUGAGCUCAUCAACAAGAGAAACAUCAGGGGCUUCCCAAGCAACAGAGGGCACGUCCACCAAAGUUGAAAACUCAAUUUAUACAUCUGAAUCCUCAACAUUAAAAGAUAUCUCAACAAGCUUAACAGAAAGUGUUCCUACAACAGCAGUACGUUCAACAGAAACGACAAUAACAUUUUCAUCAGCAACCAAAAAACUGCUUUCCACUGCAACUGAAACACAGGAGACAUCAACAGUACUACAAUCAUCACAGGCAACCACUGUGGCAAAGCCUUCAACAACUGUGGAAGUCUCAACUGCUUCUGGAUCUUCAACAUCUUCAUCAGUAUCUAAAACUCCACAAUCUACUGAAGGCAUAGAAGCAUCAUCAACUCAAACUUUACAUUCUGCAGAAUCCACUGGAUCUUCUUCAUUAUCACAAACAUCAAGUUCUCUUGAUGCUUCUCACACCUCAUCUACAACAAAUCGAACAACAGAGGCAUCAACUGUAUUACACACUACAUCCACAAAAGAAUCCUUGGAAUCUACCGCCAGUGUUUCCCAAGUGACUGAUACAUCAACCUUACCAGAAUCAUCGCAUUUAAAUUCUACCCUACAAACAUCAACAGAAACACAUAAAACAUCUACAUCUCCACCUUUAGUGAGCUCAUCAACAACAGAAACAUCAGGGGCUUCCCAAGCAACAGAGGGCACUUCCACCAAAGCUGAAAACUCAAUUCAAACAUCUGAAAGCUCGACGCUAAAAGAUAUCUCAACAAGCUUAACAGAAAGUGUUCCAAUAACAGCAGUACGUUCAACAGAAACGACAAUAACAUUUUCAUCAGCAACCAAAAAACAGCUUUCCACUGCAACUGAAACACAGGAGACAUCAACAGUACUACAAUCAUCACAGGCAACCACUGUGGCAAAGCCUUCAACAACUGUGGAAGUCUCAACUGCUUCUGGAUCUUCAACAUCUUCAUCAGUAUCUAAAACUCCACAAUUUACUGAAGGCAUAGAAGCAUCCUCAACUCAAACUUUACAUUUUGCAGAAUCCACUGGAUCUUCUUCAUUAUCACAAACAUCAAGUUCUUUUGAUGCUUCUCACACCUCACCUACAGCAAAUCAAACUACGGAGGCAUCAACUGUAUUGCACAUAACAGCAACAAAAGAAUCCUUGAAGUCUACCGCCAGUGUUUCCCAAGUGACAGAUACAUCAACCUUACCAGAAUCAUCGCAUUUUACCUCUACCAUACAAGCAUCAACAGAAACACAAAAAACAUCUACAUCUCUACCUUUAGUGAGCUCAUCAACAAGAGAAACAUCAGGGGCUUCCCAAGCAACAGAGGGCACUUCCACCAAAGCUGAAAACUCAAUUCAAACAUCUGAAAGCUCGACGCUAAAAGAUAUCUCAACAAGCUUAACAGAAAGUGUUCCUACAACAGCAGUACGUUCAACAGAAACGACAAUAACAUUUUCAUCAGCAACCAAAAAACAGCUUUCCACUGAAACUGAAACACAGGAGACAUCAACAGUACUACAAUCAUCACAGGCAACCACUGUGGCAAAGCCUUUAACAACUGUGGAAGUCUCAACUGCUUCUGGAUCUUCAACAUCUUCAUCAGUAUCUAAAACUCCACAAUCUACUGAAUGCAUAGAAGCAUCAUCAACUCAAACUUUACAUUCUGCAGAAUCCACUGGAUCUUCUUCAUUAUCACAAACAUCAAGUUCUUUUGAUGCUUCUCACACCUCAUCUACAGCAAAUCAAACUACGGAGGCAUCAACUGUAUUGCACAUAACAGCAACAAAAGAAUCCUUGGAAUCUACCGCCAGUGUUUCCCAAGUGACAGAUACAUCAACCUUACCAGAAUCAUCGCAUUUUACCUCUACCAUACAAACAUCAACAGAAACACAAAAAACAUCUACAUCUCCACCUUUAGUGAGCUCAUCAACAAGAGAAACAUCAGGGGCUUCCCAAGCAACAGAGGGCACGUCCACCAAAGCUGAAAACUCAAUUUAUACAUCUGAAUCCUCAACGUUAAAAGAUAUCUCAACAAGCUUAACAGAAAGUGUUCCAAUAACACCAGUACGGUCAACAGAAACGACAACAAUAACAUUUUCAUCAGCAUCCAAACAACAGCUUUCCACUGCAACUGAAACACAGGAGACAUCAACAGCACUACACUCAUCACAGGCAACCACUGUGGCAAAGCGCUCAACAACUGUGGAAGUCUCAACUGCUUCAGGAUCUUCAACAUCUUCAUCAGUAUUUAAAACUAUACAAUCUACUGAAAGCAUAGAAGCAUCAACUCAAACUUUACAUUCUGCAGAAUCCACUGGAUCUUCUUCAUUAUCACAAACAUCAAGUUCUUUUAAAGCUUCUAACACCUCACCUACAGCAAAUCAAACUACGGAGGAAUCAACUGUAUUGCACAUAACAUCAACAAAAGAAUCCUUGAAAUCUACCGCCAGUGUUUCCCAAGUGACAGAUACAUCAAACUUACCAGAAUCAUCGCAUUUAACCUCUACCAUACAAACAUCAACAGAAACACAAAAAACAUCUACAUCUCCACCUUUAGUGAGCUCAUCAACAACAGAAACAUCAGGGGCUUCCCAAGCAACAGAGGGCAUUUCCACCAAAGCUGAAAACUCAAUUCAAACAUCUGAAAGCUCGACGCUAAAAGAUAUCUCAACAAGCUUAACAGAAAGUGUUCCAAUAACAGCAGUACAUUCAACAGAAACGACAAUAACAUUUUCAUCAGCAACCAAAAAACAGCUUUCCACUGCAACUGAAACACAGGAGACAUCAACAGUACUACAAUCAUCACAGGCAACCACUGUGGCAAAGCCUUCAACAACUGUGGAAGUCUCAACUGCUUCUGGAUCUUCAACAUCUUCAUCAGUAUCUAAAACUCCACAAUCUACUGAAGGCAUAGAAGCAUCAUCAACUCAAACUUUACAUUCUGCAGAAUCCACUGGAUCUUCUUCAUUAUCACAAACAACAAGUUCUUUUGAUGCUUCUCACACCUCACCUACAGCAAAUCAAACUAUGGAGGCAUCAACUGUAUUGCACAUAACAGCACCAAAAGAAUCCUUGAAAUCUACCGCCAGUGUUUCCCAAGUGACAGAUACAUCAACCUUACCAGAAUCAUCGCAUUUUACCUCUACCAUACAAACAUCAACAGAAACACAUAAAACAUCUACAGCUCCACCUUUAGUGAGCUCAUCAACAAGAGAAACAUCAGGCGCUUCCCAAGCAACAGAGGGCACGUCCACCAAAGCUGAAAACUCAAUUUAUACAUCUGAAUCCUCAACAUUAAAAGAUAUCUCAACAAGCUUAACAGAAAGUGUUCCAAAAACACCAAUACGUUCCACAGAAACGACAACAAUAACAUUUUCAUUAGCAUCCAAACAACAGCUUUCCACUGCAACUGAAACACAGGAGACAUCAACAGUACUACAAUCAUCACAGGCAACCACUGUGGCAAAGCCUUCAACAACUGUGGAAGUCUCAACUGCUUCUGGAUCUUCAACAUCUUCAUCAGUAUCUAAAACUCCACAAUCUACUAAAGGCAUAGAAGCAUCAUCAACUCAAACUUUACAUUCUGCAGAAUCCACUGGAUCUUCUUCAUUAUCACAAACAUCAAGUUCUUUUGAUGCUUCUCACACCUCACCUACAGCAAAUCAAACUACGGAGGCAUCAACUGUAUUGCACAUAACAGCAACAAAAGAAUCCUUGAAGUUUACCGCCAGUGUUUCCCAAGUGACAGAUACAUCAACCUUACCAGAAUCAUCGCAUUUUACCUCUACCAUACAAACAUCAACAGAAACACAAAAAACAUCUACAUCUCCACCUUUAGUGAGCUCAUCAACAAGAGAAACAUCAGGGGCUUCCCAAGCAACAGAGGUCACUUCCACCAAAGCUGAAAACUCAAUUCAAACAUCUGAAAGCUCGACGCUAAAAGAUAUCUCAACAAGCUUAACAGAAAGUGUUCCUACAACAGCAGUACGUUCAACAGAAACGACAAUAACAUUUUCAUCAGCAACCAAAAAACUGCUUUCCACUGCAACUGAAACACAGGAGACAUCAACAGUACUACAAUCAUCACAGGCAACCACUGUGGCAAAGCCUUCAACAACUGUGGAAGUCUCAACUGCUUCUGGAUCUUCAACAUCUUCAUCAGUAUCUAAAACUCCACAAUCUACUGAAGGCAUAGAAGCAUCAUCAACUCAAACUUUACAUUUUGCAAAAUCCACUGGAUCUUCUUCAUUAUCACAAACAACAAGUUCUUUUGAUGCUUCUCACACCUCACCUACAGCAAAUCAAACUACGGAGGCAUCAACUGUAUUGCACAUAACAGCAACAAAAGAAUCCUUGAUGUCUACCGCCAGUGUUUCUCAAGUGACAGAUACAUCAACCUUACCAGAAUCAUCGCAUUUUACCUCUACCAUACAAACAUCAACAGAAACACAAAAAACAUCUACAUCUCUACCUUUAGUGAGCUCAUUAACAAGAGAAACAUCAGGGGCUUCCCAAGCAACAGAGGGCACUUUCACCAAAGCUGAAAACUCAAUUCAAACAUCUGAAAGCUCGACGCUAAAAGAUAUCUCAACAAGCUUAACAGAAAGUGUUCCUACAACAGCAGUACGUUCAACAGAAACGACAAUAACAUUUUCAUCAUCAACCAAAAAACAGCUUUCCACUGCAACUGAAACACAGGAGACAUCAACAGUACUACAAUCAUCACAGGCAACCACUGUCGCAAAGCCUUCAACAACUGUGGAAGUCUCAACUGCUUCUGGAUCUUCAACAUCUUCAUCAGUAUCUAAAACUCCACAAUCUACUGAAGGCAUAGAAGCAUCAUCAACUCAAACUUUACAUUCUGCAGAAUCCACUGGAUCUUCUUCAUUAUCACAAACAUUAAGUUCUUUUGAUGCUUCUCACACCUCACCUACAGCAAAUCAAACUACGGAGGCAUCAACUGUAUUGCACAUAACAGCAACAAAAGAAUCCUUGAAAUCUACCGCCAGUGUUUCCCAAGUGACAGAUACAUCAACCUUACCAGAAUCAUCGCAUUUUACCUCUACCAUACAAACAUCAACAGAAACACAAAAAACAUCUACAUCUCCACCUUUAGUGAGCUCAUCAACAAGAGAAACAUCAGGGGAUUCCCAAGCAACAGAGGGCACGUCCACCAAAGCUGAAAACUCAAUUUAUACAUCUGAAUCCUCAACAUUAAAAGAUAUCUCAACAAGCUUAACAGAAAGUGUUCCAAUAACACCAGUACGGUCAACAGAAACGACAACAAUAACAUUUUCAUCAGCAUCCAAACAGCUUUCCACUGCAACUGAAACACAGGAGACAUCAACAGCACUACACUCAUCACAGGCAACAACUGUGGCAAAGCCGUCAACAACUGUGGAAGUCUCAACUGCUUCAGGAUCUUCAACAUCUUCAUCAGUAUUUAAAACUUCACAAUCUACUGAAAGUAUAGAAGCAUCAACUCAAACUUUACAUUCUGCAGAAUCCACUGGAUCUUCUUCAUUAUCACAAACAUCAAGUUCUUUUGAUGCUUCUAACACCUCACCUACAGCAAAUCAAACUACGGAGGCAUCAACUGUAUUGCACAUAACAUCAACAAAAGAAUCCUUGAAAUCUACCGCCAGUGUUUCCCAAGUGACAGAUACAUCAACCUUACAAGAAUCAUCGCAUUUAACCUCUACCAUACAAACAUCAACAGAAACACAAAAAACAUCUACAUCUCCACCUUUAGUGAGCUCAUCAACAACAGAAACAUCAGGGGCUUCCCAAGCAACAGAGGGCACUUCUACCAAAGCUGAAAACUCAAUUCAAACAUCUGAAAGCUCGACACUAAAAGAUAUCUCAACAAGCUUAACAGAAAGUGUUCCAAUAACAGCAGUACGUUCAACAGAAACGACAAUAACAUUUUUAUCAGCAACCAAAAAACAGCUUUCCACUGCAACUGAAACACAGGAGACAUCAACAAUACUACAAUCAUCACAGGCAACCACUGUGGCAAAGCCUUCAACAACUGUGGAAGUCUCAACUGCUUCUGGAUCUUCAACAUCUUCAUCAGUAUCUAAAACUCCACAAUCUACUGAAGGCAUAGAAGCAUCAUCAACUCAAACUUUACCUUCUGCAGAAUCCACUGGAUCUUCUUCAUUAUCACAAACAUCAAGUUCUUUUGAUGCUUCUCACACCUCAUCUACAACAAAUCGAACAACAGAGGCAUCAACUGUAUUACACACUACAUCCACAAAAGAAUCCUUGGAAUCUACCGCCAGUGUUUCCAAAGUCACUGAUACAUCAACCUUACCAGAAUCAUCGCAUUUAAACUCUACCAUACAAACAUCAACAGAAACACAUAAAACAUCUACAUCUCCACCUUUAGUGAGCUCAUCAACAAGAGAAACGUCAGGGGCUUCCCAAGCAACAGAGGGCACUUCCAGCAAAGCUGAAAACUCAAUUUAUACAUCUGAAACCUCGACGCUAAAAGAUAUCUCAACAAGCUUAACAGAAAGUGUUCCAAUAACACCAGUACGGUCAACAGAAACAACAACAAUAACAUUUCCAUCAGCAACCAAACAACAGCUUUCCACUGCAAUUGAAACACAGGAGACAUCAACAGCACUACAAUCAUCACAGGCAACCACUGUGGCAAAGCCCUCAACAAAUGUGGAAGUCUCAACUGCUUCUGGAUCUUCAACAUCUUCAUCAGUAUCUAAAACUCCACAAUCUACUGAAGGCAUAGAAGCAUCAUCAACUCAAACUUUACAUUCUGCAGAAUCCACUGGAUCUUCUUUAUUAUCACAAACAUCAAGUUCUUUUGAUGCUUCUCACACCUCACCUACAGCAAAUCAAACUACGGAGACAUCAACUGUAUUGCACAUAACAGCAACAAAAGAAUCCUUGAAAUCUACCGCCAGUGUUUCCCAAGUGACAGAUACAUCAACCUUACCAGAAUCAUCGCAUUUUACCUCUACCAUACAAACAUCAACAGAAACACAUAAAACAUCUACAUCUCCACCUUUAGUGAGCUCAUCAACAAGAGACACAUCAGGGGCUUCCCAAGCAACAGAGGGCACGUCCACCAAAGCUGAAAACUCAAUUUAUACAUCUGAAUCCUCAACAUUAAAAGAUAUCUCAACAAGCUUAACAGAAAGUUUUCCAAAAACACCAGUACGUUCCACAGAAACGACAACAAUAACAUUUUCAUUAGCAUCCAAACAACAGCUUUCCACUGCAACUGAAACACAGGAGACAUCAACAGUACUACAAUCAUCACAGGCAACCACUGUGGCAAAGCCUUCAACAACUGUGGAAGUCUCAACUGCUUCUGGAUCUUCAACAUCUUCAUCAGUAUCUAAAACUCCACAAGCUACUGAAGGCAUAGAAGCAUCAUCAACUCAAACUUUACAUUCUGCAGAAUCCACUGGAUCUUCUUCAUUAUCACAAACAUCAAGUUCUUUUGAUGCUUCUCACACCUCACCUACAGCAAAUCAAACUACGGAGGCAUCAACUGUAUUGCACAUAACAGCAACAAAAGAAUCCUUGAAAUCUACCGCCAGUGUUUCCCAAGUGACAGAUACAUCAACCUUACCAGAAUCAUCGCAUUUUACCUCUACCAUACAAACAUCAACAGAAACACAAAAAACAUCUACAUCUCCACCUUUAGUGAGCUCAUCAACAAGAGAAACAUCAGGGGAUUCCCAAGCAACAGAGGGCACAUCCACCAAAGCUGAAAACUCAAUUUAUACAUCUGAAUCCUCAACAUUAAAAGAUAUCUCAACAAGCUUAACAGAAAGUGUUCCAAUAACACCAGUACGUUCAAAAGAAACGACAACAAUAACAUUUUCAUCAGCAUCCAAACAACAGCUUUCUACUGCAACUGAAACACAGGAGACAUCAACAGCACUACACUCAUCACAGGCAACAACUGUGGCAAAGCCGUCAACAACUGUGGAAGUCUCAACUGCUUCUGGAUCUUCAACAUCUUCAUCAGUAUUUAAAACUUCACAAUCUACUGAAAGUAUAGAAGCAUCAACUCAAACUUUACAUUCUGCAGAAUCCACUGGAUCUUCUUCAUUAUCACAAACAUCAAGUUCUUUUGAUGCUUCUCACACCUCAUCUACAACAAAUCGAACAACAGAGGCAUCAACUGUAUUACACACUACAUCCACAAAAGAAUCCUUGGAAUCUACCGCCAGUGUUUCCCAAGUGACUGAUACAUCAACCUUACCAGAAUCAUCGCAUUUAAACUCUACCAUAGAAACACCAACAGAAACACAUAAAACAUCUACAUCUCCACCUUUAGUGAGCUCAUCAACAAGAGAAACAUCAGGGGCUUCCCAAGCAACAGAGGGCACUUCCAGCAAAGCUGAAAACUCAAUUUAUACAUCUGAAACCUCGACGCUAAAAGAUAUCUCAACAAGCUUAACAGAAAGUGUUCCAAUAACACCAGUACGGUCAACAGAAACAACAACAAUAACAUUUCCAUCAGCAACCAAACAACAGCUUUCCACUGCAACUGAAACACAGGAGACAUCAACAGCACUACAAUCAUCACAGGCAACCACUGUGGCAAAGCCCUCAACAACUGUGGAAGUCUCAACUGCUUCUGGAUCUUCAACAUCUUCAUCAGUAUCUAAAACUCCUCAAUCUACUGAAGGCAUAGAAGCAUCAUCAACUCAAACUUUACAUUCUGCAGAAUCCACUGGAUCUUCUUCAUUAUCACAAACAUCAAGUUCUUUUGAUGCUUCUCACACCUCACCUACAGCAAAUCAAACUACGGAGACAUCAACUGUAUUGCACAUAACAGCAACAAAAGAAUCCUUGAAAUCUACCGCCAGUGUUUCCCAAGUGACAGAUACAUCAACCUUACCAGAAUCAUCGCAUUUUACCUCUACCAUACAAACAUCAACAGAAACACAAAAAACAUCUACAUCUCCACCUUUAGUGAGCUCAUCAACAAGAGAAACAUCAGGGGAUUCCCAAGCAACAGAGGGCACGUCCACCAAAGCUGAAAACUCAAUUUAUACAUCUGAAUCCUCAACAUUAAAAGAUAUCUCAACAAGCUUAACAGAAAAUGUUCCAAUAACACCAGUACGGUCAACAGAAACAACAACAAUAACAUUUCCAUCAGCAACCAAACAACAGCUUUCCACUGCAACUGAAACACAGGAGACAUCAACAGUACUACAAUCAUCACAGGCAACCACUGUGGCAAAGCCUUCAACAACUGUGGAAGUCUCAACUGCUUCUGGAUCUUCAACAUCUUCAUCAGUAUCUAAAACUCCACAAUCUACUGAAGGCAUAGAAGCAUCAUCAACUCAAACUUUACAUUCUGCAGAAUCCACUGGAUCUUCUUCAUUAUCACAAACAUCAAGUUCUUUUGAUGCUUCAUACACCUCACCUACAGCAAAUCAAACUACGGAGAUAUCAACUGUAUUGCACAUAACAGCAACAAAAGAAUCCUUGAAGUCUACCGCCAGUGUUUCCCAAGUGACAGAUACAUCAACCUUACCAGAAUCAUCGCAUUUUACCUCUACCAUACAAACAUCAACAGAAACACAAAAAACAUCUACAUCUCCACCUUUAGUGAGCUCAUCAACAAGAGAAACAUCAGGGGCUUCCCAAGCAACAGAGGUCACUUCCACCAAAGCUGAAAACUCAAUUCAAACAUCUGAAAGCUCGACGCUAAAAGAUAUCUCAACAAGCUUAACAGAAAGUGUUCCUACAACAGCAGUACGUUCAACAGAAACGACAAUAACAUUUUCAUCAGCAACCAAAAAACUGCUUUCCACUGCAACUGAAACACAGGAGACAUCAACAGUACUACAAUCAUCACAGGCAACCACUGUGGCAAAGCCUUCAACAACUGUGGAAGUCUCAACUGCUUCUGGAUCUUCAACAUCUUCAUCAGUAUCUAAAACUCCACAAUCUACUGAAGGCAUAGAAGCAUCAUCAACUCAAACUUUACAUUUUGCAAAAUCCACUGGAUCUUCUUCAUUAUCACAAACAACAAGUUCUUUUGAUGCUUCUCACACCUCACCUACAGCAAAUCAAACUACGGAGGCAUCAACUGUAUUGCACAUAACAGCAACAAAAGAAUCCUUGAUGUCUACCGCCAGUGUUUCUCAAGUGACAGAUACAUCAACCUUACCAGAAUCAUCGCAUUUUACCUCUACCAUACAAACAUCAACAGAAACACAAAAAACAUCUACAUCUCUACCUUUAGUGAGCUCAUUAACAAGAGAAACAUCAGGGGCUUCCCAAGCAACAGAGGGCACUUUCACCAAAGCUGAAAACUCAAUUCAAACAUCUGAAAGCUCGACGCUAAAAGAUAUCUCAACAAGCUUAACAGAAAGUGUUCCUACAACAGCAGUACGUUCAACAGAAACGACAAUAACAUUUUCAUCAUCAACCAAAAAACAGCUUUCCACUGCAACUGAAACACAGGAGACAUCAACAGUACUACAAUCAUCACAGGCAACCACUGUCGCAAAGCCUUCAACAACUGUGGAAGUCUCAACUGCUUCUGGAUCUUCAACAUCUUCAUCAGUAUCUAAAACUCCACAAUCUACUGAAGGCAUAGAAGCAUCAUCAACUCAAACUUUACAUUCUGCAGAAUCCACUGGAUCUUCUUCAUUAUCACAAACAUUAAGUUCUUUUGAUGCUUCUCACACCUCACCUACAGCAAAUCAAACUACGGAGGCAUCAACUGUAUUGCACAUAACAGCAACAAAAGAAUCCUUGAAAUCUACCGCCAGUGUUUCCCAAGUGACAGAUACAUCAACCUUACCAGAAUCAUCGCAUUUUACCUCUACCAUACAAACAUCAACAGAAACACAAAAAACAUCUACAUCUCCACCUUUAGUGAGCUCAUCAACAAGAGAAACAUCAGGGGAUUCCCAAGCAACAGAGGGCACGUCCACCAAAGCUGAAAACUCAAUUUAUACAUCUGAAUCCUCAACAUUAAAAGAUAUCUCAACAAGCUUAACAGAAAGUGUUCCAAUAACACCAGUACGGUCAACAGAAACGACAACAAUAACAUUUUCAUCAGCAUCCAAACAGCUUUCCACUGCAACUGAAACACAGGAGACAUCAACAGCACUACACUCAUCACAGGCAACAACUGUGGCAAAGCCGUCAACAACUGUGGAAGUCUCAACUGCUUCAGGAUCUUCAACAUCUUCAUCAGUAUUUAAAACUUCACAAUCUACUGAAAGUAUAGAAGCAUCAACUCAAACUUUACAUUCUGCAGAAUCCACUGGAUCUUCUUCAUUAUCACAAACAUCAAGUUCUUUUGAUGCUUCUAACACCUCACCUACAGCAAAUCAAACUACGGAGGCAUCAACUGUAUUGCACAUAACAUCAACAAAAGAAUCCUUGAAAUCUACCGCCAGUGUUUCCCAAGUGACAGAUACAUCAACCUUACAAGAAUCAUCGCAUUUAACCUCUACCAUACAAACAUCAACAGAAACACAAAAAACAUCUACAUCUCCACCUUUAGUGAGCUCAUCAACAACAGAAACAUCAGGGGCUUCCCAAGCAACAGAGGGCACUUCUACCAAAGCUGAAAACUCAAUUCAAACAUCUGAAAGCUCGACGCUAAAAGAUAUCUCAACAAGCUUAACAGAAAGUGUUCCAAUAACAGCAGCAACCACUGUGGCAAAGCCUUCAACAACUGUGGAAGUCUCAACUGCUUCUGGAUCUUCAACAUCUUCAUCAGUAUCUAAAACUCCACAAUCUACUGAAGGCAUAGAAGCAUCAUCAACUCAAACUUUACAUUCUGCAGAAUCCACUGGAUCUUCUUCAUUAUCACAAACAUCAAGUUCUUUUGAUGCUUCUCACACCUCAUCUACAACAAAUCGAACAACAGAGGCAUCAACUGUAUUACACACUACAUCCACAAAAGAAUCCUUGGAAUCUACCGCCAGUGUUUCCAAAGUCACUGAUACAUCAACCUUACCAGAAUCAUCGCAUUUAAACUCUACCAUACAAACAUCAACAGAAACACAUAAAACAUCUACAUCUCCACCUUUAGUGAGCUCAUCAACAAGAGAAACGUCAGGGGCUUCCCAAGCAACAGAGGGCACUUCCAGCAAAGCUGAAAACUCAAUUUAUACAUCUGAAACCUCGACGCUAAAAGAUAUCUCAACAAGCUUAACAGAAAGUGUUCCAAUAACACCAGUACGGUCAACAGAAACAACAACAAUAACAUUUCCAUCAGCAACCAAACAACAGCUUUCCACUGCAAUUGAAACACAGGAGACAUCAACAGCACUACAAUCAUCACAGGCAACCACUGUGGCAAAGCCCUCAACAAAUGUGGAAGUCUCAACUGCUUCUGGAUCUUCAACAUCUUCAUCAGUAUCUAAAACUCCACAAUCUACUGAAGGCAUAGAAGCAUCAUCAACUCAAACUUUACAUUCUGCAGAAUCCACUGGAUCUUCUUUAUUAUCACAAACAUCAAGUUCUUUUGAUGCUUCUCACACCUCACCUACAGCAAAUCAAACUACGGAGACAUCAACUGUAUUGCACAUAACAGCAACAAAAGAAUCCUUGAAAUCUACCGCCAGUGUUUCCCAAGUGACAGAUACAUCAACCUUACCAGAAUCAUCGCAUUUUACCUCUACCAUACAAACAUCAACAGAAACACAUAAAACAUCUACAUCUCCACCUUUAGUGAGCUCAUCAACAAGAGAAACAUCAGGGGCUUCCCAAGCAACAGAGGGCACGUCCACCAAAGCUGAAAACUCAAUUUAUACAUCUGAAUCCUCAACAUUAAAAGAUAUCUCAACAAGCUUAACAGAAAGUGUUCCAAAAACACCAGUACGUUCCACAGAAACGACAACAAUAACAUUUUCAUUAGCAUCCAAACAACAGCUUUCCACUGCAACUGAAACACAGGAGACAUCAACAGUACUACAAUCAUCACAGGCAACCACUGUGGCAAAGCCUUCAACAACUGUGGAAGUCUCAACUGCUUCUGGAUCUUCAACAUCUUCAUCAGUAUCUAAAACUCCACAAGCUACUGAAGGCAUAGAAGCAUCAUCAACUCAAACUUUACAUUCUGCAGAAUCCACUGGAUCUUCUUCAUUAUCACAAACAUCAAGUUCUUUUGAUGCUUCUCACACCUCAUCUACAACAAAUCGAACAACAGAGGCAUCAACUGUAUUACACACUACAUCCACAAAAGAAUCCUUGGAAUCUACCGCCAGUGUUUCCCAAGUGACUGAUACAUCAACCUUACCAGAAUCAUCGCAUUUAAACUCUACCAUAGAAACACCAACAGAAACACAUAAAACAUCUACAUCUCCACCUUUAGUGAGCUCAUCAACAAGAGAAACAUCAGGGGCUUCCCAAGCAACAGAGGGCACUUCCACCAAAGCUGAAAACUCAAUUUAUACAUCUGAAUCCUCAACAUUAAAAGAUAUCUCAACAAGCUUAACAGAAAGUGUUCCAAUAACACCAGUACGUUCAAAAGAAACGACAACAAUAACAUUUUCAUCAGCAUCCAAACAACAGCUUUCUACUGCAACUGAAACACAGGAGACAUCAACAGCACUACACUCAUCACAGGCAACAACUGUGGCAAAGCCGUCAACAACUGUGGAAGUCUCAACUGCUUCUGGAUCUUCAACAUCUUCAUCAGUAUUUAAAACUUCACAAUCUACUGAAAGUAUAGAAGCAUCAACUCAAACUUUACAUUCUGCAGAAUCCACUGGAUCUUCUUCAUUAUCACAAACAUCAAGUUCUUUUGAUGCUUCUCACACCUCAUCUACAACAAAUCGAACAACAGAGGCAUCAACUGUAUUACACACUACAUCCACAAAAGAAUCCUUGGAAUCUACCGCCAGUGUUUCCCAAGUGACUGAUACAUCAACCUUACCAGAAUCAUCGCAUUUAAACUCUACCAUAGAAACACCAACAGAAACACAUAAAACAUCUACAUCUCCACCUUUAGUGAGCUCAUCAACAAGAGAAACAUCAGGGGCUUCCCAAGCAACAGAGGGCACUUCCAGCAAAGCUGAAAACUCAAUUUAUACAUCUGAAACCUCGACGCUAAAAGAUAUCUCAACAAGCUUAACAGAAAGUGUUCCAAUAACACCAGUACGGUCAACAGAAACAACAACAAUAACAUUUCCAUCAGCAACCAAACAACAGCUUUCCACUGCAACUGAAACACAGGAGACAUCAACAGCACUACAAUCAUCACAGGCAACCACUGUGGCAAAGCCCUCAACAACUGUGGAAGUCUCAACUGCUUCUGGAUCUUCAACAUCUUCAUCAGUAUCUAAAACUCCUCAAUCUACUGAAGGCAUAGAAGCAUCAUCAACUCAAACUUUACAUUCUGCAGAAUCCACUGGAUCUUCUUCAUUAUCACAAACAUCAAGUUCUUUUGAUGCUUCUCACACCUCACCUACAGCAAAUCAAACUACGGAGACAUCAACUGUAUUGCACAUAACAGCAACAAAAGAAUCCUUGAAAUCUACCGCCAGUGUUUCCCAAGUGACAGAUACAUCAACCUUACCAGAAUCAUCGCAUUUUACCUCUACCAUACAAACAUCAACAGAAACACAAAAAACAUCUACAUCUCCACCUUUAGUGAGCUCAUCAACAAGAGAAACAUCAGGGGAUUCCCAAGCAACAGAGGGCACGUCCACCAAAGCUGAAAACUCAAUUUAUACAUCUGAAUCCUCAACAUUAAAAGAUAUCUCAACAAGCUUAACAGAAAAUGUUCCAAUAACACCAGUACGGUCAACAGAAACAACAACAAUAACAUUUCCAUCAGCAACCAAACAACAGCUUUCCACUGCAACUGAAACACAGGAGACAUCAACAGUACUACAAUCAUCACAGGCAACCACUGUGGCAAAGCCUUCAACAACUGUGGAAGUCUCAACUGCUUCUGGAUCUUCAACAUCUUCAUCAGUAUCUAAAACUCCACAAUCUACUGAAGGCAUAGAAGCAUCAUCAACUCAAACUUUACAUUCUGCAGAAUCCACUGGAUCUUCUUCAUUAUCACAAACAUCAAGUUCUUUUGAUGCUUCAUACACCUCACCUACAGCAAAUCAAACUACGGAGAUAUCAACUGUAUUGCACAUAACAGCAACAAAAGAAUCCUUGAAGUCUACCGCCAGUGUUUCCCAAGUGACAGAUACAUCAACCUUACCAGAAUCAUCGCAUUUUACCUCUACCAUACAAACAUCCACAGAAACACAAAAAACAUCUACAUCUCCACCUUUAGUGAGCUCAUCAACUAGAGAAACAUCAGGGGAUUCCCAAGCAACAGAGGUCACUUCCACCAAAGCUGAAAACUCAAUUCAAACAUCUGAAAGCUCGACGCUAAAAGAUAUCUCAACAAGCUUAACAGAAAGUGUUCCUACAACAGCAGUACGUUCAACAGAAACGACAAUAACAUUUUCAUCAGCAACCAAAAAACUGCUUUCCACUGCAACUGAAACACAGGAGACAUCAACAGUACUACAAUCAUCACAGGCAACCACUGUGGCAAAGCCUUCAACAACUGUGGAAGUCUCAACUGCUUCUGGAUCUUCAACAUCUUCAUCAGUAUCUAAAACUCCACAAUCUACUGAAGGCAUAGAAGCAUCAUCAACUCAAACUUUGCAUUCUGCAGAAUCCACUGGAUCUUCUUCAUUAUCACAAACAACAAGUUCUUUUGAUGCUUCUCACACCUCACCUACAGCAAAUCAAACUACGGAGGCAUCAACUGUAUUGCACAUAACAGCAACAAAAGAAUCCUUGAAGUCUACCGCCAGUGUUUCCCAAGUGACAGAUACAUCAACCUUACCAGAAUCAUCGUAUUUUACCUCUACCAUACAAACAUCAACAGAAACACAAAAAACAUCUACAUCUCUACCUUUAGUGAGCUCAUCAACAAGAGAAACAUCAGGGGCUUCCCAAGCAACAGAGGGCACUUCCACCAAAGCUGAAAACUCAAUUCAAACAUCUGAAAGCUCGACGCUAAAAGAUAUCUCAACAAGCUUAACAGAAAGUGUUCCUACAACAGCAGUACGUUCAACAGAAACGACAAUAACAUUUUCAUCAGCAACCAAAAAACAGCUUUCCACUGCAACUGAAACACAGGAGACAUCAACAGUACUACAAUCAUCACAGGCAACCACUGUCGCAAAGCCUUCAACAACUGUGGAAGUCUCAACUGCUUCUGGAUCUUCAACAUCUUCAUCAGUAUCUAAAACUCCACAAUCUACUGAAGGCAUAGAAGCAUCAUCAAAACAAACUUUACAUUCUGCAGAAUCCACUGGAUCUUCUUCAUUAUCACAAACAUCAAGUUCUUUUGAUGCUUCUCACACCUCACCUACAGCAAAUCAAACUACGGAGGCAUCAACUGUAUUGCACAUAACAGCAACAAAAGAAUCCUUGAAAUCUACCGCCAGUGUUUCCCAAGUGACAGAUACAUCAACCUUACCAGAAUCAUCGCAUUUUACCUCUACCAUACAAACAUCAACAGAAACACAAAAAACAUCUACAUCUCCACCUUUAGUGAGCUCAUCAACAAGAGAAACAUCAGGGGAUUCCCAAGCAACAGAGGGCACGUCCACCAAAGCAGAAAACUCAAUUUAUACAUCUGAAUCCUCAACAUUAAAAGAUAUCUCAACAAGCUUAACAGAAAGUGUUCCAAUAACACCAGUACGGUCAAAAGAAACAACAACAAUAACAUUUUCAUCAGCAUCCAAACAACAGCUUUCCACUGCAACUGAAACACAGGAGACAUCAACAGCACUACACUUAUCACAGGCAACCACUGUGGCAAAGCCUUCAACAACUGUGGAAGUCUCAACUGCUUCUGGAUCUUCAACAUCUUCAUCAGUAUUUAAAACUUCACAAUCUACUGAAAGUAUAGAAGCAUCAACUCAAACUUUACAUUCUGCAGAAUCCACUGGAUCUUCUUCAUUAUCACAAACAUCAAGUUCUUUUGAUGCUUCUAACACCUCACCUACAGCAAAUCAAACUACGGAGGCAUCAACUGUAUUGCACAUAACAUCAACAAAAGAAUCCUUGAAAUCUACCGCCAGUGUUUCCCAAGUGACAGAUACAUCAACUUUACCAGAAUCAUCGCAUUUAACCUCUACUAUACAAACAUCAACAGAAACACAAAAAACAUCUACAUCUCCACCUUUAGUGAGCUCAUCAACAACAGAAACAUCAGGGGCUUCCCAAGCAACAGAGGGCACUUCCACCAAAGCUGAAAACUCAAUUCAAACAUCUGAAAGCUCGACGCUAAAAGAUAUCUCAACAAGCUUAACAGAAAGUGUUCCAAUAACAGCAGUACGUUUAACAGAAACGACAAUAACAUUUUCAUCAGCAACCAAACAACAGCUUUCCACUGCAACUGAAACACAGGAGACAUCAACAAUACUACAAUCAUCACAGGCAACCACUGUGGCAAAGCCUUCAACAACUGUGGAAGUCUCAACUGCUUCUGGAUCUUCAACAUCUUCAUCAGUAUCUAAAACUUCACAAUCUACUGAAGGCAUAGAAGCAUCAUCAACUCAAACUUUACAUUCUGCAGAAUCCACUGGAUCUUCUUCAUUAUCACAAACAUCAAGUUCUUUUGAUGCUUCUCACACCUCAUCUACAACAAAUCGAACAACAGAGGCAUCAACUGUAUUACACACUACAUCCACAAAAGAAUUCUUGGAAUCUACCGCCAGUGUUUCCCAAGUGACUGAUACAUCAACCUUACCAGAAUCAUCGCAUUUAAACUCUACCAUACAAACAUCAACAGAAACACAUAAAACAUCUACAUCUCCACCUUUAGUGAGCUCAUCCACAAGAGAAACAUCAGGGGCUUCCCAAGCAACAGAGGGCACUUCCAGCAAAGCUGAAAACUCAAUUUAUACAUCUGAAACCUCGACGCUAAAAGAUAUCUCAACAAGCUUAACAGAAAGUGCUCCAAUAACACCAGUACGGUCAACAGAAACAACAACAAUAACAUUUCCAUCAGCAACCAAACAACAGCUUUCCACUGCAACUGAAACACAGGAGAAAUCAACAGCACUACAAUCAUCACAGGCAACCACUGUGGCAAAGCCCUCAACAACUGUGGAAGUCUCAACUGCUUCUGGAUCUUCAACAUCUUCAUCAGUAUCUAAAACUCCACAAUCUACUGAAGGCAUAGAAGCAUCAUCAACUCAAACUUUACAUUCUGCAGAAUCCACUGGAUCUUCUUCAUUAUCACAAACAUCAAGUUCUUUUGAUGCUUCUCACACCUCACCUACAGCAAAUCAAACUACGGAGACAUCAACUGUAUUGCACAUAACAGCAACAAAAGAAUCCUUGAAAUCUACCGCCAGUGUUUCCCAAGUGACAGAUACAUCAACCUUACCAGAAUCAUCGCAUUUUACCUCUACCAUACAAACAUCAACAGAAACACAUAAAACAUCUACAUCUCCACCUUUAGUGAGCUCAUCUACAAGAGAAACAUCAGGGGCUUCCCAAGCAACAGAGGGCACGUCCACCAAAGCUGAAAACUCAAUUUAUACAUCUGAAUCCUCAACAUUAAAAGAUAUCUCAACAAGCUUAACAGAAAGUGUUCCAAUAACACCAGUACGUUCAACAGAAACGACAACAAUAACAUUUUCAUUAGCAUCCAAACAACAGCUUUCCACUGCAACUGAAACACAGGAGACAUCAACAAUACUACAAUCAUCACAGGCAACCACUGUGGCAAAGCCUUCAACAACUGUGGAAGUCUCAACUGCUUCUGGAUCUUCAACAUCUUCAUCAGUAUCUAAAACUCCACAAUCUACUGAAGGCAUAGAAGCAUCAUCAACUCAAACUUUACAUUCUGCAGAAUCCACUGGAUCUUCUUCAUUAUCACAAACAUCAAGUUCUUUUGAUGCUUCUCACACCUCACCUACAGCAAAUCAAACUACGGAGGCAUCAACUAUAUUGCACAUAACAGCAACAAAAGAAUCCUUGAAGUCUACCGCCAGUGUUUCCCAAGUGACAGAUACAUCAACCUUACCAGAAUCAUCGCAUUUUACCUCUACCACACAAACAUCAACAGAAACACAAAAAACAUCUACAUCUCUACCUUUAGUGAGCUCAUCAACAAGAGAAACAUCAGGGGCUUCCCAAGCAACAGAGGGCACUUCCACCAAAGCUGAAAACUCAAUUCAAACAUCUGAAAGCUCGAUGCUAAAAGAUAUCUCAACAAGCUUAACAGAAAGUGUUCCUACAACAGCAGUACGUUCAACAGAAACGACAAUAACAUUUUUAUCAGCAACCAAAAAACAGCUUUCCACUGCAAUUGAAACACAGGAGACAUCAACAGUACUACAAUCAUCCCAGGCAACCACUGUCGCAAAGCCUUCAACAACUGUGGAAGUCUCAACUGCUUCUGGAUCUUCAACAUCUUCAUCAGUAUCUAAAACCCCACAAUCUACUGAAGGCAUAGAAGCAUCAUCAACUCAAACUUUACAUUCUGCAGAAUCCACUGGAUCUUCUUCAUUAUCACAAACAUCAAGUUCUUUUGAUGCUUCUCACACCUCACCUACAGCAAAUCAAACUACGGAGGCAUCAACUGUAUUGCACAUAACAGCAACAAAAGAAUCCUUGAAAUCUACCGCCAGUGUUUCCCAAGUGACAGAUACAUCAACCUUACCAGAAUCAUCGCAUUUUACCUCUACCAUACAAACAUCAACAGAAACACAAAAAACAUCUACAUCUCCACCUUUAGUGAGCUCAUCAACAAGAGAAACAUCAGGCGCUUCCCAAGCAACAGAGGGCACGUCCACCAAAGCUGAAAACUCAAUUUAUACAUCUGAAUCCUCAACAUUAAAAGAUAUCUCAACAAGCUUAACAGAAAGUGUUCCAAUAACACCAGUACGGUCAACAGAAACGACAACAAUAACAUUUUCAUCAGCAUCCAAACAACAGCUUUCCACUGCAACUGAAACACAGGAGACAUCAACAAUACUACAAUCAUCACAGGCAACCACUGUGGCAAAGCCUUCAACAACUGUGGAAGUCUCAACUGCUUCUGGAUCUUCAAAAUCUUCAUCAGUAUCUAAAACUCCUCAAUCUACUGAAGGCAUAGAAGCAUCAUCAACUCAAACUUUACAUUCUGCAGAAUCUACUGGAUCUUCUUCAUUAUCACAAACAUCAAGUUCUUUUGAUGCUUCUCAAACCUCAUCUACAACAAAUCGAACAACAGAGGCAUCAACUGUAUUACACACUACAUCCACAAAAGAAUCCUUGGAAUCUACCGCCAGUGUUUCCCAAGUGACUGAUACAUCAACCUUACCAGAAUCAUCGCAUUUAAACUCUACCAUACAAACAUCAACAGAAACACAUAAAACAUCUACAUCUCCACCUUUAGUGAGCUCAUCAACAAGAGAAACAUCAGGGGCUUCCCAAGCAAUAGAGGGCACUUCCAGCAAAGCUGAAAACUCAAUUUAUACAUCUGAAACCUCGACGCUAAAAGAUAUCUCAACAAGCUUAACAGAAAGUGUUCCAAUAACACCAGUACGGUCAACAGAAACAACAACAAUAACAUUUUCAUCAGCAACCAAACAACAGCUUUCCACUGCAACUGAAACACAGGAGACAUCAACAGCACUACAAUCAUCACAGGCAACCACUGUGGCAAAGCCCUCAACAAAUGUGGAAGUCUCAACUGUUUCUGGAUCUUCAACAUCUUCAUCAGUAUCUAAAACUCCACAAUCUACUGAAGGCAUAGAAGCAUCAUCAACUCAAACUUCACAUUCUGCAGAAUCCACUGGAUCUUCUUCAUUAUCACAAACAUCAAGUUCUUUUGACGCUUCUCACACCUCAUCUACAACAAAUCGAACAACAGAGGCAUCAACUGUAUUGCAUAUAACAUCAACAAAAGAAUCCUUGAAAUCUACCGCCAGUGUUUCCCAAGUGACAGAUACAUCAACCUUACCAGAAUCAUCGCAUUUAACCGCUACCAUACAAACAUCAACAGAAACACAAAAAACAUCUACAUCUCCACCUUUAGUGAGCUCAUCAACAAGAGAAACAUCAGGGGCUUCCCAAGCAACAAAGGGCACGUCCACCAAAGCUGAAAACUCAAUUUAUACAUAUGAAACCUCGACGCUAAAAGAUUUUUUAUCAAGCUUAACAGAAAGUGUUCCAAUAACACCAGUACGGUCAACAGAAACAACAACAACAACAAAUACAUUUUCAUCAGCAACCAAACAACAGUUUACCACUGCAACUGAAACACAGGAGACAUCAACAGCACUACAGUCAUCACAUAUAACCACCGUUUUAAAGCCCUCAACAAUUAUGGAAGUCUCAACUGCUUCUGGAUCUUCAACAUCUUUAUCACUAUCUAAAACUCCACAAUCUACUGAAAGGAUAGAUGCAUCUUCAACUCAAACUGCACAUUCUGCAGAAUCCACUGGAUCUUCUCUAUUCUCACAGACUUCAAGUUCUUUUGAUGCUUCUCACACCUCACCCACAGCAAAUCAAACUACAGAGGCGUCAACUGUAUUGCACAUAACACCAACAAAUGAAUCCUUGGAAUCUAGCCCCAGCAGUUCUCAUGUGACAGAUAACUUGACCUUCCCAGAAUCAUCACCUUUUACCUCUACUAUACAAACAUCAACACAGGAAACUACUUCUCAACCUUUACUAAUCUCUUCAACUAGAGCUGCUUCCGAAGCAAAAGAAGUCUUUUCAACCGCAGCUAAAAAAUCAUUUCAAACAUCUGAAAUCUCAACGUUCAAAGAUGAAGCCACUAAAAGACCUAUAAAACCAACAUCAGAAAAACCUUCCACACUGCAGUGUCCAAAUUUCAGAUUUGGGCACAACUGUCAAUAUGGAAACAAUUCUGUGGAUGUAAUAAUAGAUACAAACAAGGGUCCUUUUAAGAGUAUUAAUGUUCUCGCAACAUUGAACAGAACAUAUACUCCACAACUUGCAAAUAACUCUUCACCUGAAUACAUCACCCUAGCUGCUGAGAUUGAAAAGAAUUUCACAAAAAUAUACCAGAGUGCACCACAGUAUUUUCAGAAAAUGAUACUACAUGGGUUCAGUAACGGAAGCAUCAUUGUCAAUACUUCUGGAAUCUAUAGCUACCCAAACAACCAGACAGGAAUUGACUACAUGAACAAUAAUUUGACUGAUGACGUCAAAAAUGCAUUUUUCACCAGUAAUGACAUCUCAGCUGAAAACGUGAGCGUAUCUUCUGUGUCUUCUCCUAUAAUAAGUGUAGCUCAACUGAAAGCUUAUAUGACAUGCAGCUUGAACUUCACUAAUUACAACAUAACCUGUAAUGAGUCCUGUCAGUGCUAUGGACCAUGUGCUCAGAAUAAUACUUACUGUUCCAAUAAUGGGACUUGCUACAAUGCUGAAACUGGACCAGUGUGCAUCUGUAACAGUCCAUACAAAGGUGAAACGUGCAACACUGAAAUUUCCACCAGUCCUACUUCAGAAAUUGUUAGCACCUCGAUACUUUCCACCCUUUCAACUAGACCUUUUUCAGUUGAAGAAACAAGCGAGCCUUCAGACACAUCAUCAUUACAUUUCUCAAGCUCAGCUGCUUCAACCACUCUGACUACUGAAAACGUCUCUUCCACCGUUACAGACCAUGCUUCGACUCUUAUGUCACAGGCAUCAACACAGCUACCAUCAGUACCAACAGAGACAUCACCAUCACAAGAACCCAGUACCACACAAACUAGUAACCUUUCAACAAGCAAACAAAUAUUGUCUUCUACAUCAACGGGAGCAAGGACUGUCUUCACUUCUGAGAUUUCCACAGAAGCUGCAACUUCCACCAGAACUGAAGAAACGGGCACAAUUUCUACAGAACUCUCAACAGCCUUUUCAACUAUUUCAUCCACUUCUGUACCACAGAUUACAACUUCAGAAGUUUUAUUAACAGCCACAAAAACUAGUCAUCUUCCUGCUACAACUUCUGAACUACCUGCUACAACGGACAUAAAAACAGUAAAGUCUGAACCUGCACUCUCUCCUGAGGUGACUGCCACUUUGUCGUCAACUCCAUCUAUUCAGACACUUUCCACAACUGCAAUUAGUCUUCCAUCUGAAAGUCUUACCACCACUAUAUUUUCCACACUGUCGUCCUCACCCACUUCAUUUGAAGAAACAAGCAUGCCUUCUGAAACACCAUCAUCUUCCUUCAGCACUUCAUUUUCAACAGUUCUGACUUCAGAAAACAUCUCAACCCCAAUGACAGAUGACUUGACAACUAGUACAUCACACACAUCUACAAAACUACUGACAACAACAACAGAGUCUUCACCAGCUCAAGAAUCUAGUACGGAAACAAUUAGUCUUUAUACAGGGGAACAAAUAUCGUCCUCUGCUUCAACAAGACCAAAUACUGUAUUCACUACUAAGCUUUCCACUCAAGCAGUUACUUCUACUACAAAUGAGGAAACUGGUACUUUUUCUACAAAACUAUCAACAUUCCUGACUACUGUCCCAUCCACCAUUUUACCACUCUCAACAACUCCAGAAGGUUUGUUAACAACGCAAACCAGUCAUCUUCCCACUACAACUUCUGAGCUACCAGCUAUAACAGCAAUACAAACAGUGAUGUCUGAAUCAACAUUCUCUCCUGAGGUGAAUAACACUGUAUCAUCAAUACCAAUGCCUAAAACUAUUUCAACAAGUUCCACCAGUCCUACUUUAGAAAUUGCUAGCACCUCGAUAUUUUCCACCCUUUCAACUAGAGCUACUUCAGUUAAAGAAACAAGCGAGCCAAUAGAGACAUCAUCAUUACAUUCCUCAAGCUCAGCUGCUUCAACCGCUCCAACUACUGAAAAUGUCUCUUCCACCGUUACAGACCAUGCUUCGACUCUUAUGUCACAGGCAUCAACACAGCUACCAUCAGUACCAACAGAGACAUCACCAUCACAAGAACCCAGUACCACACAAACUAGUAACCAUUUAACAAGCAAACAAAUAUUGUCUUCUACAUCAACGGGAGCAAGGACUGUCUUCACUUCUGAGAUUUCCACAGAAGCUGCAACUUCCACCAGAACUGAAGAAACGGGCACAAUUUCUACAGAACCCUCAACAGCCUUUUCAACUAUUUCAUCCACUUCUGUACCACAGAUUACAACUUCAGAAGUUUUAUUAACAACCACAAAAACUAGUCAUCUUCCUGCUACAACUUCUGAACUACCUGCUACAACGGACAUAAAAACAGUAAAGUCUGAACCUGUACUCUCUCCUGAGGUGACUGCCACUUUGUCGUCAACUCCAUCUAUUCAGACACUUUCCACAACUGCAAUUAGUCUUCCAUCUGAAAGUCUUACCACCACAAUAUUUUCGACACUGUCGUCCUCACCCACUUCAUUUGAAGAAACAAGCAUGCCUUCUGAAACACCAUCAUCUUCCUUCAGCACUUCAUUUUCAACAGGUCUGACUUCAGAAAACAUCUCAACGCCAGUGACAGAUCACUUGACAACCAGUACAUCACACGCAUCUACAAAACUACUGACAACAACAACAGAGUCUUCACCAGCCCAAGAAUCCAGUACAGAAACAAUUAGUCUUUCUACAGGGGAACAAAUAUCGUCCUCUGCUUCAACAAGACCAAAUACUGUAUUCACUACUAAGCUUUCCACUCAAGCAGUUACUUCUACUACAAAUGAGGAAACUGGUACUUUUUCUACAAAACCAUCAACAUUCCUGACUACUGUCCCAUCCACAAUUUUACCACUCUCAACAACUCCAGAAGGUUUGUUAACAACGCAAACCAGUCAUCUUCCCACUACAACUUCUGAGCUACCAGCUACAACAGGAAUACAAACAGUGAUGUCUGAAUCAACACUCUCUCCUGAGGUGAAUAACACUGUGUCAUCAACACCAAUGCCUAAAAGUAUUUCAACAAGUUCCACCAGUCCUACUUUAGAAAUUGUUAGCACCUCGAUAUUUUCCACCCUUUCAACUAGAGCUACUUCAGUUAAAGAAACAAGCUUGCCAAUAGAGACAUCAUCAUUACAUUCCUCAAGCUCAGCUGCUUUAACCACUCCAACUACUGAAAAUGUCUCUUCCACCGUUACAGACCAUGCUUCGACUCUUAUGUCACAGGCAUCAACACAGCUACCAUCAGUACCAACAGAGACAUCACCAUCACAAGAACCCAGUACCACACAAACUAGUAACCUUUCAACAAGCAAACAAAUAUUGUCUUCUACAUCAACGGGAGCAAGGACUGUCUUCACUUCUGAGAUUUCCACAGAAGCUGCAACUUCCACCAGAACUGAAGAAACGGGCACAAUUUCUACAGAACUCUCAACAGCCUUUUCAACUAUUUCAUCCACUUCUGUACCACAGAUUACAACUUCAGAAGUUUUAUUAACAGCCACAAAAACUAGUCAUCUUCCUGCUACAACUUCUGAACUACCUGCUACAACGGACAUAAAAACAGUAAAGUCUGAACCUGCACUCUCUCCUGAGGUGACUGCCACUUUGUCGUCAACUCCAUCUAUUCAGACACUUUCCACAACUGCAAUUAGUCUUCCAUCUGAAAGUCUUACCACCACUAUAUUUUCCACACUGUCGUCCUCACCCACUUCAUUUGAAGAAACAAGCAUGCCUUCUGAAACACCAUCAUCUUCCUUCAGCACUUCAUUUUCAACAGUUCUGACUUCAGAAAACAUCUCAACCCCAAUGACAGAUGACUUGACAACUAGUACAUCACACACAUCUACAAAACUACUGACAACAACAACAGAGUCUUCACCAGCUCAAGAAUCUAGUACAGAAACAAUUAGUCUUUAUACAGGGGAACAAAUAUCGUCCUCUGCUUCAACAGGACCAAAGACUUUAUUUACUACUAAGCUUUCCACUCAAGCAGUUACUUCUACUACAAAUGAGGAAACUGGUACUUUUUCUAUAAAACCAUCAACAUUCCUGACUACUGUCCCAUCCACCAUUUUACCACUCUCAACAACUCCAGAAGGUCUGUUAACAACGCAAACCAGUCAUCUUCCCACUACAACUUCUGAGCUACCAGCUACAACAGCAAUACAAACAGUGAUGUCUGAAUCAACACUCUCUCUGAGGUGA
Messenger RNA from Bufo bufo (common toad), 32169 nucleotides. RefSeq names its product mucin-16-like. Bases 1 to 32169 code for a protein of 10722 amino acids. Lineage: Eukaryota; Metazoa; Chordata; Amphibia; Anura; Bufonidae. The transcript is spliced from 9 exons. The record is from RefSeq and is a predicted model, not a curated record.